UAGUAAAACACAUAGGCCUGGAUUAACAGACAUGGCUUAGAUUAAGCCAGGUGUACCAUACCUCUGGUAUAUUUUAAGAUAUGUAAAUGCAAGUUAUUUUUAGAUAAGACACCUUAGGCCUCGUUUAGUGUGCAGAUAAAAGCCACCAUACUGUAUUUCCUUGCUAAUCCAUACCAUCUAAAAUAUUUUAAUAUGUUAAACAUAUAUCAUAACGUUAAUGUUAAUGUGAGGUCAUUUGCUAUGCUGAUGUAUUGUGAUGCUACUCACCUAUUGGUGAAUUAAUUGUUGUUAAUGAGGUUUCUUCCUCCUGGACCGAGUUUACAAAAGCUAAUUAAUUCAAUCAUCCAGCUCAGUAACGUAAAAGUUCAUAACUCAACUGUCGCCGUUCUGACAGGAAGUGCGUAUAAAGUAAUGUUAUCAAAAAUAUUUCAGAAGAGACGCGGUUUUAUUGACGUUACAGAUGUCCAUAACAUUAUAUUGUCGGCCAGGUAGCAUUUACAUCUAAUAUUAUAUUUUUGGACUUUAUUAGAUUAAUUUGGAUAUGCUAAUUUACAUGACACCGGUCAGACUGACUAAUCGCUGCGCGUGCACCUUUUACGUUAUUAACGACGUGCCGGUGCCACUACAAAACAAAAGACCGGUGGGGUGACGUGAUCCUUUAUGAUAAAGGUGUUUUUCUGCAGAAGCUUGGUGAAUCUGGUGGAUAAUCCAAGGCAAGUCAGACACCAUGUGAGCAGCGGUCCGUGUCUACCUUCGAAAGGCAGAAUGCCGUUUCUGCGUGGGGUUCUUCCAGUUGUUGCACUGGUCUGUCUCUUCAGCACUGUAAAUGGGUUUUUCAGUGUGUUUGGGGUGAAACCGACCGUCCAAACACAAGUGAGUAGAUGGGGGAUAGGGCUACCCGAUAUUGCAAAAUGGAAACCAAACUUUCCAUCAUUUGGUUUGAAAUCAUUUUUAGGUGGGUCUAAACGGUCUUUGCCUGCCACAACAAUAAGAAACCCAACACUACCAGAGACUACCACGCAAAACUAUACUCUUCCUUCAGAGGAGUCUGCCAGCCCCAAAUAUCAACUAACCACAACCCCAGCUAUAAGAGUUCAAAGCAACACUGUUCAGAUAGGCACCACGCUGCCCUUAAAAUCAGCUCAACUUCUGACAAAUGAACUACUCAGGAGCACGCAGCCUUUCUAUUCACCUCAAUCAUCUUCAAAGGCUGAUCAAAAUUAUGAUCUUGCCCUCUGGCCCUCCAAUAAUGCCCAGAGUACAGAGAACACACUGCAACCAACGUCACCACAGUUAACUAAACCAGAAACCCAAACGUCUGCUGCUCGGAGUACAAGCACCAUGCAGACAGCUACACCAACAUAUACUACAGAUGCCAGCAAUGUUUAUAGUAGUCCACAGAGUAGACCAAAAGAUCCUGAGUCAAUAACAGCAGAACCUAAAUUACCAACAACUUCAUUGCAAACCACACCAGCAGUCACAAAGCCCAAACUAUCUACUGAACUUCCGACCACCAUCAGCCCCGAACAAAACACAUCAGAGCCAAACUGGACACAUUUGAAGCCCACUGACAAAGCUUUAGAUGGAUUUACAUUGGCAGAACAAACUACAGGCUCAAGAGAAAAGGAAAUCUUGGAAAGCGUCGGCCCUGAAUAUUCCUCCGCCCGGUCAACAAGAGCAGGCUUUGCUCGAGAGGAAGGAGAUAAGAGUACAGGGAAAAGUGCUGAUCUGACAACGCAUGAGCCACACGGCGAGCAGACAACAACAUCUACCGCAACGACCCACAGGAGCACAGAAAUGCCCACCACAUCGUCUGAGGACUGGCUUACAGAUUUCACAGAAGAAUCUGCACUACCAGACUGCAAUGCUGAGCGUUCUGGAAUAUGCAGCUCUGUGGACACUUGGCCCACCCCUGUACCAAGCAAUGGGAGCACACCCUUCAUCUCCACAAACCAAUCUCAAAACCCCAUCGCAUUUCCGGUGCCACCAAUGUUUGUGGCACUGUAUUCUGACUGGAACAGCGCCCUGGCAACAUGGGGUUCAGCAUGGGAAGCGCACAUUUACGGACUGGGCACUGUUUUCUGCCUAGUUGCAUUGGCCUCCACCCUAAACCUCCUCUGCCUGCCUCUACAGUACCCAUCAGGCUGUGGCUACUUUGCUCUGGUCAGUCUCUCUCUAGUGGCUGCUGGCUGCACUCGGGCCUUCGCCCUGGUAUACGAUGCUUAUGGAUAUCAGGACCGCAUGGCAUCUACUGAAGCCUCACUGUUACUUUACGAAGCACCAUUUCCUUGCAUGACUGCGGCGUUUGGCCUGGUGUUCCUGCUCCUGUCAAUGCGAUCCCGAAUGCAGCUCUCCUAUUCAGCCUUUCAGAGACCCUGCUUCCUGGCCUGCUUGGUGUUGUUGCACUUUGCAGCUGCAUUUGGCCCUGUUGCAUUCCUCCAUGCUGACCAGAAGGGCGCACUCUGCCUAUUUUUCUCCUUGAUCUCCAGGGGCGCCUUUGUGGCUCUUGCAACUUUCCUAUCAGUUGCAUAUUUUGUGUUCUACUGUUAUGUUCGUGCAGACUCCAAGCAUAUUUAUCAUCUAAACAACACGUCACCAACUCCAGCUGAACGUUUCAACCGUUGCCCGUUUGCCGAAAGCAGAGAUUGGGACCGGGCAGCAGCUGCAGUGCUGCUAUCUGCAGUCUUCUCUCUGGCUUGUGCAGGACUCCAGCUUUACGCCAUGCUGCACGCUCUCGGCCUGGCUGGAAGUGCCGAGACCUUUCGGCCGUGGCCGUGGUGGACUUUCCAGUUCAGCUGUCGAGCGUGUGAAGCUGUGGUCUGUCUCACACUUGUUAUGGUAGUUGCUCAGCCAGUCUACUGUUCUGACCACCUUCCCCAGCCAGGUGGUUGUUGGACAGAACUGCUUGCGGCGAAGUCACCCAUCAUUCCCGGGAGCUACCAGUGGACUCUAUCCCAGCAGGAGAAGUUGGCCAUUUGUGAUUCAAUUGGGCAUGGAGAAACGGAGUGCCUACCCUUGUACACACUGGUGGAUGAACGUCUGGGGAGCUUGAAUGGCCUUGACCUUUUAUACCAUAGUAACCGGGCAUUGGCCUUUCGUGACCUAGACCUCGACGUGCCUAACAAUCUGCCUAACAUCGGUGCCCCCUCUGGAGGUUCAUCGUGUACCAGCGACUCAACAGCAGAUUUGCGCCCACCAUCCCCCAUAAAUCUGCGGAGAAGCAUCGAUGAGGCAUUGUUUAGCGAGUCUCUCUUUCCCAUGAGUCUCUUCAGUCCCUUGCGGCCCUUUACUGUCAGUGACCGCUCCCUGGAUGUUAGGGAGACCAACACCAGCAGAGCCCAAUCCCUCCAAGACACUCUUACGCCUGAUCCAGGCCUAUACAGGACAUCUUCCUGUGUGGAGGUCCUACCACUGACCCCCCUUUCCUCCCAAACCCAACAAGGUGGUCCUUCUUUGGGUUUUCCUCCAUCUCCCUCCUUGUCGUCCUCCACGUGCUGCUCAUCUCCAGAACGCUGGAAAGGCAGCUCCAGUUCUUCAUCCAUCUACAGGCAGUCAUUGGGUGGUUCCUCGCUAGUUUUGUGCUCAAGUCCAGAGGGAUUCAAUCCUCCACCCUCUACCCUCAGUGGUAGUUCAAACCACACCGCCACCUCUGGCCAUCAGGAAGGUGGCUUACAGAGACCCUACAGAACAUUAAACUCACAGGAAAGUCUGGACCAGCAGACAGGAUUUGACCAGUCUAUCCAAGAAGAGUUUAUCACUGUGUGCAGACAAAUAGACUCUCUUAGCGUAUGCAGUGAGACUAUUGACCUUUAAGGGGAGACUUCUACAUCCCAACACAGAAAUGAUCGGCAGACAAGAUGGUCUAAUAAGCAGGUUUGCUGAGGUGCCAAAUCAGAUUUGAAUGUUAGGUAGACUGUAUUGGUUGAAUGUCUCAAAGGCAAGUCCCCCAAAAAGAUGGAAUCUUGGGACUAUUUUCUCGGAAAGGAUUAAGUGCCAACAACUGCCAGAACUUGUUUUUGUACAAAACUACUUAAUUAUUAUUGGUAAGCAAAUUUGUAUUUGUAAAGCAUUUGUUUUGAAAUUUCUCUACAAUGUUAACAGUGUAAUGUUUGCAGGCAUUUGUACAAAUUCCCUUUGUCUAUAUUUAAUAAUACUGUGAGAGUGCAAACUACUGAUAACCAUUACUGUUCAAUACUAUGAAUUGUUAACUACAGAAAUGGGGUGCAAGUGCUUUAAAAUUUAAAAAUCAGCUUGUGCUUUUGGCCCUCAGCUACACAAAUACCAGCAAACCUCUGUGUUUGCAAAUAUGCAUUAUAGUGUUAUUGAAGGAGCCCAAUCAUUUUUCUCAAAGGGCAUAAAUGCGGUUGCUGCACCCUCUUCUGGUGAACACCUAACACUUCAUGAACUGAGCUAUAGACUGCCGUUUCAUUCAUCUUGUUUGUUGUGUAUCUUUGAUAUAAACUACAAUGAAUAAUUUAUUUAUCUGCCAGGUUAUACUCCAAAUACUUGAUACACUGUUACUCAAUACAUAUUAAGAAUGAAGAAAAAUGACUUUGUACAUUUUAUAGCGUGCAUGUUUUGAAAACAUGAACUGUGUGAAACUGCUGAUCCAUCUAAUGUUUGUUAGAGACUGGAGAUUUUAAAUAAAACAUAUAUGGAAAA
Messenger RNA from Misgurnus anguillicaudatus (oriental weatherfish), 4662 nucleotides. The record is from RefSeq and is a predicted model, not a curated record. Lineage: Eukaryota; Metazoa; Chordata; Actinopteri; Cypriniformes; Cobitidae.